CAACAACAACCCUGUGAGGUGGAACAAGAAAAAAUGCAUCAGAAACUGAAGGAACAAGCUUUGCUUUUGGAUGCUGUUACGCGAGACCUUCAGGUUGUGCAGAAAGAAAAAGCUCAGCUCCAGAAAAAACUAGAAGACUUGCAAACUGAGCAUGCUGAAUGCAAGAAGAGGGACUGUAAAGAAGACACCAUUGCCGCUGAAAAGGCCCGCCUGGAGUCUGUACUUUCCCAGACCCAAAAGGAAUUGGAGACAAUUAUACAGGAGCGAAAUUCUUUGCUAAAUGAGAAAAAGAUACUUGAAGAAGAGUCGCAGCAAACAAUACAAGAAACAAGAAAGUCUGAAAAGUUGGAAGCCGAACUAACGGAAAAAAAGUCGGAAAUUAAUUGCCUGCAAGAAUCAGUGAAAGCACUAGAGAAAGAAAAAAGGGAAUUUUUGGAGCAGGAUGCUGCACUUAAGCACCAAAAGCUGAAAGUACAGCAACUGGAAGAAGAACUGCAGUCCCUCAUAUAUGUGCAAUCAGAGAAUAAUCAGCUUCGCACAUUUUGUAUCGCCCUGAAGGAUAAAUAUGAUCAGACACAGUCCCUCCUUGUCUGCAGAGACGAGGCUCUUUCUCUCUCAGUCAAAUCCCACGAAGAAGCGUUAAGAGAGAACCAGAAGCUCAAAGGGCAAAUAGAUGCCAUUGAAGAAAGAGAGAAGCGCAAGCUGGCAAAUCUACAACACAAGCUGGAAGAAUCGAAGGAAGACAACAUCAAAAUGACCACAAUUCUACAAAAUGUGUUGGCUUCUCAUAACAAGAUGCAGGCAGCUCUGGAAAAGGUACAGAUUGAAUUGGAGCACAAAGAUUCGGAUAUUGCUGGCUUGAAGAAAGAGAGGGCUCAGAACGAGCAAAGAAUUCAGGCGCUGGAAGAAGAGCUGGAAGAAUAUCAGAACAAGCUAGCUUUGGACUCCCAGCGCAAUGCGAAGAUGAACUCACUUCGUAAAUCCCUGGAAACCUCCAAACUGGACAAGAAGAAACUGAUCCAAAAUUUAGAGCAAACUCUGCAGACCAACUGUGCCUUGGAAAGCAAACUCUCUCUUGUUCAAGAUGAGCUGGAAAGCAAAGAAGCUGAAUGCAAGCAAUUAAUGCAAUGCAGGUCAGGUUUUGUUUACUUAUAUAUGCAUUUCCUGCUGCCUUACAGAACCUCUAGGUCAGGGGUGUCAAACUGAAUUUCUUCCAGGGCCAGAUCAGCAUUGUAAUCCUCUGCGGGCUGGCUGGCGGGGAGACAGGACAGACGCCUCCUACAGAGCCACAUUUUCGGCCAGGACAAACGCCUGCAACAUUUUGCCAGCCAAAGGGGGGGCGCAGGGAGCCGCGUGAGGCCCUCGCACCCUGUUUUGGCUGGCAAAGUGCUGCAGGAGGCCAUCCUUUGCCUUUGAGGGAUUGACAAAAAAAAAAA
This is a messenger RNA of Thamnophis sirtalis, 1436 nucleotides long. Lineage: Eukaryota; Metazoa; Chordata; Lepidosauria; Squamata; Natricidae. The record is from RefSeq and is a predicted model, not a curated record.